GGAUUUUUUUUAUUUUUUUUUCUCGAGGCAGAGCUGGGCUGGUGGCUGCUUCAAUCAAAGGGAAAAAGGCAGAGGGGAAGGAGAGGCUCUGCGGAGAGAUGUAAAGAUGGCAGAGCUACAAAUGUUGUUAGAGGAAGAGAUUCCGGCCGGUAAAAGAGCGCUUGUAGAGAGUUACCAGAACCUCACCAGAGUAGCAGACUACUGCGAGAACAAUUAUGUCCAGGCCCAGGACAAGAGGAAAGCUCUGGAGGAGACCAAAGCCUACACCACCCAGUCCCUGGCCAGCGUGGCCUACCAGAUCAAUGCCUUAGCCAACAAUGUACUCCAGCUGCUGGACAUCCAGGCCUCGCAGCUGCGGCGCAUGGAGUCCUCCAUCAACCACAUCUCCCAGACGGUGGACAUUCACAAAGAGAAGGUGGCCAGGCGGGAGAUCGGGAUCCUGACCACCAACAAGAACACAUCGAGGACCCAUAAGAUCAUAGCACCAGCUAAUAUGGAGCGACCGGUCAGGUACAUCAGGAAGCCCAUUGACUACACUGUACUGGACGACGUCGGCCAUGGUGUUAAGUGGCUAAAAGCCAAGCAACAUGGAAACAAUCAGUCAAUCAGAGGAGGAACACUAUCGAGGACCAAUCCGCCGACGCAGAAGCCGCCAAGCCCUCCCAUGUCAGGGCGUGGCACGCUCGGACGCAACACGUCCUACAAGACCCUGGAGCCGGUGAAGCCGCCCACGGUGCCCAAUGACUACAUGACCAGUCCCGCCCGACUAGGCAGCCAGCACGGCCAGCAGCACAGCCCCGGCCGCACGGCGUCGCUCAACCAGAGGCAACGUACUCACAGUGGAAGCAGCGGGGGUAGUGGCAGCAGGGAGAACAGCGGCAGCAGCGGUAUUGGCAUUCCCAUCGCCGUGCCUACGCCCUCCAUCCCCAACUCUGGACCAGUCCCGCCCAUGUCCGCUCCCCCGGGGGCACCUCCCCCACCCCCUCCUCCACCACCACCUCCUCCUCCUCCUCCCAUGGCCGGGCUCGGCCCCCCAGCACCACCACCACCACCACCACUACCUAUAGUGGUGGCCCCUGGGCCUGGUCUGGGCCCCGCUCCAAUGUCCCAGUUUGGAACCAUCUCGCGGCAGAUUUCGCGGCACAACCCCUCCAACUCCUCUGUCUCUAUGGUUUCGGCCACGGGCACCUACCGCCGGGCGCCGUCGGUCACUUCCCAGUUCUCCUUGCAGCAGCAGCAACAACUACAGCAGCAACAGCAGCAGCAGCAACAGCAGCAACAACAACAACAACAACAACAACAACAACAACAGCAGCAACAGCAGCCUCAUAUUAAUGGAGGCACUCCUGGCUAUGGCCAGAAUUCAAUGUCUAUCGCUCCUCCUCCUCCCCCCAUGCCCCAGCUGACUCCACAGAUACCUCUGACUGGCUUUGUGGCCAGGAUGCAGGAGAGCAUUGCAGAUACUCCCACUCCGCCUCCCCCUCCGCCUCCGGAUGACUUGCCCAUGUUCGACGACUCUCCUCCACCUCCGCCGCCUCCUCCAGUGGACUACGAGGAGGAGGACGCCGCCGUCGUGCAGUACAACGACCCCUACGCUGACGGAGACCCGCAGUGGGCACCCAAGAACUACGUCGAGAAAGUGGUAGCCAUCUACGACUACAGCAAGGACAAGGACGACGAGUUGUCUUUCAUGGAGGGGUCGAUCAUUUACGUCAUCAAGAAGAACGAUGACGGCUGGUUCGAGGGCGUCUCCGGAGGCGUCACCGGACUGUUCCCUGGCAACUACGUGGAGUCCAUCAUGCACUACGCCGACUGAAGGGACCUCGCAGUAACCAUACAGUCUAUUUAUUCAGUCAUAUCAUAAUCCACUGAGAGACUGACCGCCGCAAUCUUGACUCCUGAGACGCAUAGACAUAACUGUAUGAUCCCCCCUUUUUGAUAUGACAGAAUGUUCUUUCCCUUAACUGAUUGCAAAUAAAAUGAAAAGUAAUAUCUAUUUAGUUUAUUUUGGUGUUAUAUGGGCGGGUUGGGGACAUUUAUGGAAUAUGUAAAAAAAAAAAAAAUAAUAAUAAAACCCAAAAAAAGAAUUUAAAAAAUAGUUUCUAAAGAAUUUGACUGCACGUGCUCACACCGGUUGAUAUCAAAGACGAUGGUCACACAGCUGAAGGGUGUACGACAUCAUCUUGCCUGGACAAAAAAAAAAAUUGGCGAUUCGGGACUGAAUCUGAACAAGAGUGUUAGGUUUGACGGAACAAAUAAAAUGGCGAUGUCACGUAAACGCACCUUCAGUUGAAAGUGUUACCGUCAGUUGUAUAUAAUGUGAGCUGCAGCCACUUGGGUUUAUGUAAUGUGAAUUCAGUGAAUGUCGAUUAUUUGAUAGUUUUCAUUAGUGGUGCUCUCCUCGACUCCGUAAGGCUCAUUCGUAAAAAAUAAACGCAGAUGGCCUGUUGAUCAUUUACAAGUUUAAAUACUGUAUAUGGUAUUUCAAAGACAAAUAAUUACUCCUGAAAACCAGUCUUGGCGUGAAAGCAUGCAAAAUUUUGAGAUAUAAUGUAAUCUUAAGUUUAUUGCCAUUAUGCUUCCAUUAUGUUGUAAAUGUAUUCACCUUUUUAAUUUUUAUUACACUGUUGAAAUCACUGAACUUUUCAGACUCUGAAGUGAAUUUCCAGCUUUCCCAUGGUCUCACCCUCUAUAUACCGAUUUGCAUCUUAAAAAUGAAAUGGAGUUUACUUUUUUCAUGCAUUUAGAUCUGUUUGAAGCAAGAGAACACAUUCCAUAUUAUUAUUUUUUGGCUUAUUAUCAAGCAUUUUAAGGUUAUGUCACAUCACUGUUAUUAACUUUAUACUUAUCCACUUAAAACCUGUAGGAUCCAUUGUUAACAUUGGAAAUAAUGGACUCUGAUGGACAGCGUGAAGUGAUGAUUAGACAGGAAUUGUCGUGCCUGACACUGCCAUGUGACAAUUCAGAUGUAAUGUAGACCAAUAAACAACUCUAAUACCUCCUCAGUCUUCACCAGGCAACAAUGACCUGCUCUGGGUUCAAGGACCAUGUUGAAUGCUAUGAACAUGAAAUCCUCUGGGUUGCACAGGUGUAUAUAUUUUAACUCAAGUUAAAUCAGCCAAUCAAUAUUUAGGUUUCACUCAGGUCUAGGAAUCAUCUUUAUAACAUUGUAUUUUUUCUGUUGGCCCACGUGCAUCUAACAUGACCUAAUUUUUUGACUCCAAAUGCAUUCGUCAUCGUUUACCAUUUCAGGAUACUGCAGCUAACGCCUUGAUAUUUUGCCCAUUUGCUUUAGUUUUUCCAACAAACAAACUUGUUCCGUCUCAAUUUCAUGGGUAGAAAUCUUGAACUCUAUCCCUGUCUGCCCUUCAUUUGUACAUAUAAUAUGUUGAUUGAAAAAUUAAUGUACAGUCUUUUAUAAUAAACAAUUCUACGUAUACAA
This is a messenger RNA of Dicentrarchus labrax (European seabass), 3442 nucleotides long. It is a transcript of the gene abi1a, whose product is annotated as abl-interactor 1a. The coding region runs from base 107 to 1816 and encodes 569 amino acids. Gene Ontology annotation, molecular function: SH3 domain binding. The transcript has 12 exons. Gene Ontology annotation, cellular component: intracellular anatomical structure; lamellipodium. NCBI's taxonomy places the organism in Eukaryota, Metazoa, Chordata, Actinopteri, Moronidae. The record is from RefSeq and is a predicted model, not a curated record.